Molecule: messenger RNA, 3270 nt
Organism: Anolis sagrei ordinatus
Lineage: Eukaryota; Metazoa; Chordata; Lepidosauria; Squamata; Anolidae
Source: RefSeq, a predicted model, not a curated record
AUGCAAUUCCACUUCUACUUAUUCUUUGCAGUGCUGAACGGGGGCAUCUCAACCUAUCGGCCCGUGGAAGUAUCGCCCUGUGAAAUGAGAAACAUGGAUGCCUUUUGCAACGGCAGGAAUCUAGAUCAGAUCCCUCUGGCGCUUCAUCAAAAUGUAAACAAAAUUGUCCUUUCUGAGAACCAGCUUCAGAACAUCACAGAGCGUCCCCUGACUUUUUACACUUCUCUCCGACAUUUGGAUUUAAACUCCAACCACAUUGGCUUCAUCAAGCCGGGGAUCUUUGCCAGCCUGAGAAGUUUGGAGGAGAUCCAUUUGGCCAACAACCAACUCUAUCGCAUGGCUCAGAGCAACCUGUCGUUUGGACUCCUGCCCCACGUCAGGACAUUAGAUCUGUCUUGCAACAGGCUCUAUAAUGGGAUGGCCGAACACUUCCUUCACAAAGCACCGUCCCUUCAGUACCUUUCCCUGGCAGAGAACAGCAUUAUCGAAAUUUCCCAAAAGACAUUCCAGGGCUCUCCCUCGCUGAUCGAGGUGAACCUUCACAGUAAUAUGAUCAUGGAGAUAGAAGAGGGAGCCUUCGAGAGUUUAUCGCAACUCUCCAAACUCAACCUCUCUAUGAACUCGCUCACCUGCAUCGCUGGUUUCGACUUGAAGCAGUUGCAGAUUCUUGAUCUCAGCCGGAAUAGUAUCGAGAUCUUCCAUUCCAUUGAAUCCAUGGAUGAAUUCAAUCUGAUUUGGUUGGACUUGAGUGAGAACAAAUUGCUCCGCUUCCCGGUUCUCCCCCAGGUCAACAAGCUGGCCUAUCUGAAUCUAACAAAGAAUAUUCUCCAGUCUGUUAUGGUGGAAUCCCUUAGCGAGGAUGAGGACUACAAUUGGGAAGACCCAUCUCUUCCUCUCUUGGGUCAGGAUCAAAAAAGCAAUGCGAGCUCUCCACACUUGCCUGAGUUGUUACAUUUGGACCUGAGUUACAACGAGAUCAAGUCCAUCCCAAGUGACUUCUUCACUUCCAUGUCUAAGCUUCAGUUUCUGAACCUUAGCAAAAAUUGCCUUCAGACUUUUGUGGCAAGUUCUGAGCUGGUUUCACUGGCCAUUCUUGACAUAAGUUCUAACUCUUUACAAGAUCUAGAGGUGGACGUCAACACCUUGGGAAACUUACAAGAGUUCUACCUUCAGGAAAACAAUCUCCAAGCACUACGAUCGGACAUCUUUACAGGCCUUCCUCGCCUCUGGCUGCUUAACCUCCGGAGCAACAAUUUGAGUCUUUGUAGCUUCCAAUCAAGAUUAGCCAGACAAAGACCUGCAGCUGAAGAAGAUGGCUGUGUCUCCUUUGUUGAUGUUCCUGAGCUUCAGCAUUUAUAUCUGUCAGACAACAAGUUGAAGACCAUCCCAGUGUAUGGUUUCUACAGGACUCAACUUGUAGCUUUGGACCUCUCUAGGAACUGGGGGCUUCACAUAGAUGCCAAAUCAUUGUCUGGCUUGGAACUCUCUCUUGAAUACUUGGAUUUACAUGGGAAUGGCAUGACAACUCUGAAUCUCAAUUUCCCCCUUUUCCCUAACUUGAAAUAUCUCAAUCUUUCCGACAAUCAGCUCAGCUGGCUGUUUCCUUGGACUGAGGGCUGCUGUGCUUUGGAAGUUCUGGACCUGCAAUACAACAGCUUCAGCAAUCUGAAAAGUAGCAAGAUCCCAGCUUUGGAGAAAAAUCUACGGAAUCUGUACUUAGCUGGAAACCCGCUCAGUUGCUGCGGAAACAUCUGGCUCUCCCACAUGAUCCACAAAGCCACUGUGGAGAUCCCCAAUUUAGACCUAGUCAAGUGCCAACAUGUCAAGAGUUUUGGAUAUGAAGAAGAAGAAAUGCAUGUGGUCAAUAUCAGGCCAGAAGACUGUGAAAAAGAAGACCGCAAGAAGAUGAGUGUGCUGAUUCUACUAGCGGUGGCCCUUUUAUCACUGGUGGUCAUCGGAGUAGCCGUGUUCUGUUGCUAUCGUCGGCACAUAUUUGGGCGUCACUAUAAGGCAUAGGAAGUGUACUGCUUCUCCAAGUGCCCAAGACGCAUUGAUGUUCCUCAACCACUCUCCACUGGACAACUUAUGUCAGUUUAGGGAUAGAUUCGACUGUGUGAUACAAAACUUCUAUCUAAGGUUCAGGAUCCAUGAUAAAUCCUUCUCAUGAGCAAAUCAUCACUGAAUGACCAUGCUUGUGGGAAACUGCUCUAAGACUGUUCUUCAGAGUUCCCUCUGAAGCUCAUGGAGAUAGACUGAGAAGAAUCAACCACAGUGUUUACAUACCCAGAGCUCCCUUGGGUUUGGUGGAUUAAAAUGGUGGAUUAUUCACUCUUACAUUCCAAAAAACACAAUCAAAUUCCCAUAAGACCAUUGCCAAUAGGACACAUACAUAUAUUUGUUCCCAGAACAUCUGAUGGGCACUUCAGAUACUGGCUACAGAAUACCUUUCUUAGUGUUGCCUCUGAUUUUUCCACCUCCCCUUUGCCCAACAAAGCCAUGUAUUGGUCUAACUUCUUCCAGGAUUACAGUGAGUCCCAGUUCCCCAUUAUUCCUUAUCUUGAGAUCACAUCAAAGUCCAGAUAUUGGCAGCAUAAAGGGAUUGAUGCUGUGCAAGGACAGCACCUCAUUUUAGGGCUAGUUGAAUUUUUGAAGCAUAUCCAACCCCACUAGCAAUGGUGACCUCGUGUUUGCAGUAACUAAAGUAACCUGAGGACAAAAGAGGAGAGAGAAACUGGGACACUUUAAAAGAAGGUGAAAAAGUGGGACAGCAAAGAAUUAAUUAGGACUGUCCCUGUCAAAGUCAGAAGUACAUAAAUGGUUUGUUCCACCUUUUGCAAUGUCCUCCUAGGCUACCAGAUUGUUUUCUGUGUCUGUUUACCACUCUUCCUGCCACCCCUUGAUCCUGAGGUCCAUAGACAUCAUGCUAUGGUUGCCCCGUAUGCCAUAUUUGUGUAUUCUUGUUUAUUCUGGUCUGCCUUCACCUUCCUGAUGAAACGGAUAUGGCAGAAACUCAUCUUGGGCUUGAUCCCAAUCCUGCCAGGACUUCUAUUGCUCAGCACACCUUUCUUUUCUGCCUGCCUUAAAUCCAAAUAUAGAUACCUCAAAUGCCUCAUAGGCUGCAUCAACUAUCAGCACCUUGGUUGAUGGGACCUUUUGCACAUUUUCCUGGCGAUCCCUCUGAAUCGGAACAGUUGAAGGUUUUUAUUGCUUUAUAAGGGGAUGACCCAGGCAUUCAUACAUUGUGGAAAUAAAUGACAGAGAUUUUCUUAC